AAAGGAGCCUUUUCCCCUUUAUAUAAAGUUGUGAAGUUGGGUUAGUUAGGAAUGAAGUUCAUGGACAUUACAAGAAGCCAAGCCAAGUUUUCCCAGGAGACAAACUGAGCCUUACCAUGUUUUAUUUUCAGCUACCAGUGAGAAGCUUUACAAUUUAAAACUCAUCUCAAAAAGAAUAUACUUUUUGUUUUUCCUUAAUUUUCAGUGAUUAAACAGAUGGAAUUUUCGGACCAUACACGGAUGUUAUUCAAUAGAAUCAACAAAAUGGAUCCCGAAAAUGUUACCAAGAUCAUAGGCUAUCUUUUUUUGCAAGAAUAUGAUGAUCAAGAGAUUUUUCAAUUGGCUACUUGGCCUGAUAUAGUCCUUGAGGAAGUCAUUUAUAAAUCGAAACUCCAAUUGCAACACCUCAAAUCCAUGUCGCCGCUGAUAUCACCUUCGAUGAACCCGGUACCUGUUUCUCCAUCAGUUUCCUCCAAGCUUCUAUGGUCUCCUAGAAGUGUCCAGAUGACAUCUCCAUACUGGAAACCGCAGCUUGUUGCUAAGCAGAGCCUGGAUUUUACGACACCGGGGUACUUGGAUUCGAUGUCUGAUUUGCAGGCUCAAACUCAGUUACUGAGUUUGGAAGAUCCAGUGGAAUUUGUGGAAAAUGGUGGAUUUUCGAUUGCUAAUCGUGAUGUUAAAGUAGGACAUCGAUGUCAAAAUCUGCACAACUUCCCUGUUAAGACUUGUCAUUAUUUCAAUAAAGGAUACUGUAAGCAUGGAAGUAACUGUAGGUACUUUCAUGGUCAAAUUUCGGAUAGCUUCCCUCAAAAGUUCAUCCAUAACUCUACGGAUGCUGUUAGUGGUGAUCAUGAUAUGUCGCUCGAGAACUUAGAGGUCGAGUUAGUCGAGCUUCUGAAAACAAAGAGAGGGGAUCUGGUCUCGAUCACGUCACUUCCUUUGCUGUAUUACGAGAAAUAUGGAAAAGUUCUGCAGGCAGAUGGUUAUCUCACCGAUAGCCAGAGACAUGGCAAAUCAGGUUAUAGUUUGACAAAGCUUCUUGCCCGGUUGAAGAAUGUGAUUCGAGUAAUUGAAAAGCCUCAUGGACAGCAUUUCAUCAUUUUGGCCGAAGAUGCACCCAAGUACACGGAAAAUCGAAACGAUCCAGGUCCGAUCGUAAGCGGAUCACGUCAGAUAUAUCUCACAUUCCCAGCUGAGAGCACAUUUAGUGAAGAUGAUGUCUCCAACUAUUUCAGCAAUUAUGGACAAGUUGAAGAUGUUCGAAUCCCCUGCCAGCAGAAACGGAUGUUCGGUUUCGUAACCUUCGUCAGUGCCGAUGCCGUGAAGAUAAUUUUAGCAAAAGGAGAUCCACAUUAUGUCUGCGGGGCUCGUGUUCUCGUGAAACCUUACAGGGAAAAACCAAAGCUGGUUUUCAGGAAGUACCAGGAAAGAAUCGAGUCUCCAAUGUUCUAUUCUCCACAUUAUAUUGACAUGGAAUCUCAGCUUCACUCGAUUCCAAGAGGAUAUGCAACGUCUAGAUUGUACAAGAAGCAGUUUGUAGAAGACCCAGAGAAGUUCUUUCAGCCUCCAAGGAGGUUGCAUCCUUCAGAGAUGUAUUUGGCACACACACCUCAGGCCAAUCAGUCCUUCUUCACCCACUCCAUGGACGAGUUAAAACUCUCGGAAGAUCAUCUCAGUUUUCUGUUGGAAGCUAUCAACACCGGCACUGCAUCCGACGAAAAAACAAUACAUGUAGAGACUGACAACAACGACCAGGAGAGUGACGGAUUCAACCAGCCGGAUAUUCCUUUCUUCCACAAUACAUAGCGGCACAUCCGCUGUCAUUUAGGCCUCAGCAACAAACAUGAUAGAAGAGUUAGUUAGGUUACAGUCUGCUGAUCUAUACAUAAACAAAGCCCUUUUAGGCUUCUUCCAUUACUUUUCCUUUUUACGUCUCCUGCAAGUAACAUAACAAUCGACGGAACGAUCUCCAUCCCCUCUGUUACUUGCUUUUGUAGCAACGGAACGGGAACAACAAAGAUACGAUACAUAGAAGUAACAUAUAUAAAGAAGGUAUGCUAAAAUCACAGGAAGAAGGCAAGAGAGAGAGGCAUGGAUGUUUAGAAGACAGUGUAAUAUGCGUCUUUUCUUUUAGGUGAACAAAGGAAAUAGAGCAGUGUACAGAGGAGUUUCAAGUGUGCUUGAAAUCACUGUAACACUAGCAAUAGAAUUG
Messenger RNA from Hibiscus syriacus, 2212 nucleotides. RefSeq names its product zinc finger CCCH domain-containing protein 18-like. Gene Ontology annotation, molecular function: RNA binding; metal ion binding. Bases 217 to 1806 code for a protein of 529 amino acids. Lineage: Eukaryota; Viridiplantae; Streptophyta; Magnoliopsida; Malvales; Malvaceae. The record is from RefSeq and is a predicted model, not a curated record. The transcript is spliced from 8 exons.